AAUCAGCAGUCAGCAUCAGUUUAAUUGAAAUAAAUGCUUUGACUUUGACUUUGACCUACAACACUAAGCCCAUGGAUGUAAAACUGAGUUGCUUACACAAUACACGUAUAUAUCAUAAAUAUCACCACUACUGAUGACGGUAAACCACACAAAAUUUGUUCCUCUACUACCAGUAGUAUUAGUAGUAGAACAACGAAUUUUAAUAGGUUUUCAGUGAUAGGAUUAAAUUGCAAAGUAUUAUAACUUCUUAGCAUCCUUAAACUGCAUUCAAUAGAAGAUACUUAUUCUUCUUUAUAACACAGGCACAAAGAAAAGACUGAUACAAAUAUUUAUAAUUACAUUUAUCUCACGAUAACCUGCAAUAAUGAACUGCAAUUACUAAUUAAGCUUUUUAUUUAUUUUUUUCUUAUCUUUCUAGGAACGAUUUAUACACCACAAUAAUUCCGUACCUAUAUUAUUGCAGAUCUUACCUUUAGAAAACAAUAUGAAAACUCCAGAGGCCUUUGGUGGCUGGAAUGGUGUGCUUAACACUGGCAUGGUGAUAGUCGCCGCAUUGUAUACUGGUAUUGGAUUUUUCGGGUAUCUUAAAUAUGGCGAACGAGUGCAAGGCAGCAUAACGCUUAAUUUGCCAAACUCAUUAUUAGCUCAAAGUGUCCGGGCAGUUAUGGCAGCUUCAAUCUUCUUAUCAUAUGGAUUACAGUUCUAUGUACCCAUGAACAUAGUUUGGCCUUAUAUAAAGUCAAAACUUACCUCAGAACAAAGUCUUAAAUACGGUGAAGCAGUUACGCGAUUUGUGCUAAUUUCUAUAACAUUUUUGGCAGCAGCACUGAUUCCGAACUUGAGUGGUAUAAUAUCGUUGGUGGGAGCGUUCAGCAGCUCAGCACUUGCACUAAUCUUUCCACCACUUAUAGAAAUAAUGACAUUCUGGCCUGACCAACUUGGACAAAGCAAUUGGAAGUUGUGGAAAGAUAUAUUAAUCAUGAUUUUCGGAUUCACAGGAUUUGUGUUUGGUACAUUUAUAAAUGUAAAGAAUAUAUUUUUUGCUUACUGAACAAACCAAAUCAGUACACUAAUAUAAAUGUUAACCAAAGAGUUUUAUAAUAUUUUAUGUGGUUUUAUAUGAUAAUCAUGACAAUAAUUGUGUGUAGUAAAUGUUCCACAAUAUUUUGCUUUAUAAAAAUAUUUAAUUAGCUUAUAGGUGUUGAUUAAUUGACAAGCUCAGCUUAUUUUUAAAUGUUUAUUUUAUAUUGGACCUUUUAAGUAUUGAUGUGUUUUGACAAAUAUUGAGAGAUGGGUAUUACUUUAAACUUUUUAGAUAAACACUUGCAUGAGCUGUAGCCAACUGGGUAUGUGGUGACGCUAUUAUAUGUGUGUGUAUGUGGAUUAGCUCUAAUUUGAAAUUUUGUAUAUGUAUUGUACGUAAAUUGGAAUCAGCUUAUUGAAAAGUAUAUCAUUAUAAUUUGUUUACAUUCCACUGUUACCUUGGAGAUAGCUUAAAUCAUAGGCAUAUUUAUAAUGUAAGAUACCUUUGGGUAUUUUUAUUUUGUGAUUAUAGUUCCUUCCUAUUUUUAUACGUGAUUAUUAAAUUAUUUUUGUUAUUUAACUUUAAAAUCCUUGUUUAGUUAUUUUAGAUCUGAAAUCUAUUUACAGCACAUUAAUUAAGAAAUAAGUUUUAUAAAUGAAAAAAAUGUACAGUAUAGAGUAUUUUGAGUUGACCUUCACUGUUUUAAAAAAAAUAUAAUAUAUGCAUUUAUAAAGGGUGCUUAUGUAGUUCAAUGUGUUUGGUGUUGAAGAAUUUGUGCUUAAUGUUCUUUAGCUUAUGGGUACCUAUUGAAUCUAUUGAAAUGACUACAAAUCAGCAUUAUGAUAUCCCAAUUAGAAAAUAUAAUCGAGAAUGUUAUCUAUGUUGUACAUGCACGACUUAGUAAACAAGUGUUUGUGUUCUUAGAAGAGAUUAAAGCUAGAUACUGUUCACUUGGUUUCCAAGUGCAUGGUAUUGUCUGCACGGGUCAUAAUUAUUUAUUUAUACCAGAGUUACUGUUAUAAAAUUUAAUGUAUUUGACAAACAAUGAGCAUGUUAUUACAUAAUUUAUUUAAACUAAACGAAUACCAUGUUGUGUGUUAGAAAUUAAUUAGUGGUAGCUAUUUCACAUUUUACUGUUUUGUUGUGCUACUACAGAUCUGUGUACAAUCUGUUUAAAAUAAUAAUCUCGAAUGUGACAACUUUAUAGUUUGCGUAUUUAAUGGUGGUGUACUUAUAUGCAAGAAAAUAUAGCUAUUGGUGCAAAUGA
This is a messenger RNA of Spodoptera litura, 2291 nucleotides long. Its product is annotated as proton-coupled amino acid transporter-like protein pathetic. The record is from RefSeq and is a predicted model, not a curated record. Gene Ontology annotation, molecular function: L-amino acid transmembrane transporter activity. Gene Ontology annotation, biological process: amino acid transmembrane transport. NCBI's taxonomy places the organism in Eukaryota, Metazoa, Arthropoda, Insecta, Lepidoptera, Noctuidae. Gene Ontology annotation, cellular component: vacuolar membrane.